AUGGCCACCUCAAAGGCCCCCGCGCCCUUCACUUACCCGUUCGCAACCUCCCCCGACAUAAUCCGCUCCCACCAAAAAGAUGCCUACUUCUCCUCGCUCCUAACCACACACCUCUCCACGCUCCUACGAAAAGCCCGCGGCGCACGCGUCGCCCACACCUACAACACCGAAACACGCGUCGUGGGCGACCUCCUCUAUCUGGCCCUCACCACACUCCUCGGCAACCGCACCUUGGGCGAGGAAUACACAGACAUCGUACAGGUCGAAGCAGAAACUGGGCGAUUACCCGCAUUGGGCCGACGAGCGGGGUAUAUAUUGAGUUUCAUCGUUGUGCCAUAUUUGCUCGGGAGGGGACUACCGGUGUUUAGGCGGAGAGUGAGGGGGAAGUUGGAGAGGGGUGUUGGUGCGUAUGAGAGGGAUUUGGGACGGAAGGAACAAGCGGCAAGAGAGGCGGGCAAGGCGGGACCGGUGAGAAGGCCAUUGGGAAUGCGGUUGCAGAGUUAUCUGUUGAAGAAUCUGGAUACGAUUACAUCGCCAGCGCCCAUUUAUGCCGUUUCACUGGCGACGUUCUACUUCUCGGGGAGUUACUAUCACCUUUCGAAACGGCUGUGGGGGCUACGGUAUAUGUUUACGCGACAGGUGCCUGAGGGGGAUAAUAGAGCUGGGUACGAGGUACUUGGUGUAUUGUUGGUGUUGCAAAUGGGUGUACAGGCAUAUUUGCAUUUGCACAAUACGGUUACUUCGACGCCCGGAGCGGUUCCUCAGGGCACGUCGGCGGUGGUGGGCGGCGGAGCGGAAGUUUCUCUCGACCCAAACGCUUAUACGGCGAAUAAUGCGUUGCUGUUUGAGGCGGCGGCCAGCGCGCCGCAGGCUAGUGCGUCGGCGCUGCAGCAGUGGACACAUACGCCUACCAUGGCUAAGGCGCGGUACGGGCUGGACGACGAGGAUACCAUGGGGUGGAUUGGAGGGGCGAAUAGGAAGUGUACGCUUUGUUUGGAGGAGAUGAAAGAUCCGAGUGUUACGACUUGUGGGCAUGUGUUUUGUUGGACGUGUAUUGGGGAUUGGGCGAGGGAGAAACCGGAGUGUCCGCUUUGUAGGCAGGCGUGUUUAGUGCAGCAUGUUCUGCCGUUGAGGGGGUGA
Messenger RNA from Pyrenophora tritici-repentis Pt-1C-BFP, 1140 nucleotides. The record is from RefSeq and is a predicted model, not a curated record. Lineage: Eukaryota; Fungi; Ascomycota; Dothideomycetes; Pleosporales; Pleosporaceae.